AAUAGACCAAGGAAUAAAGAAAGUGUAAGAAAGCAAUAAAAUAUACAUGAAUAUAGAAAAUGCAAUUGGUGAAGAGUACACGUUGUUCCACUUUUCUUGGCUGAAGAAGAAAAAAAAAAAGUGAAUAAUUGAGAAAAGACGUUAUACCUUCCCCAUCCACAUUUUUCUUGCUUAACUGCAGAACAACACCAAAUUCGACCCAAUCAAGUUUUGAUUCGUGUCUACAGAGAAAGAGUCUGAAUUGUUCUGUCCCUGGCUUUUUUUUGUUUCGUUUUUCUUGUUAAGAUCGAAAACUCUGUUCACAGCAGAUUUUUGUGUUCUUGAUUUGAUUCAAGAUGGGGAGGCUGUUUGUGGUUAAUCUUGAAGGGAAGAUCUAUAGCUGCAAACACUGUAAGACUCAUCUUGCUACUUAUGAAGACAUCAUCUCCAAGUCUUUUCACUGCAAGCAUGGGAAGGCUUAUCUCUUCAAUAAGGUUGCCAAUGUUUCAAUUGGAGAGACUGAAGAAAGACUGAUGAUGACUGGAAAACAUACUGUGGCUGACAUUUUCUGUGUCUCGUGUGGAUCAAUCGUUGGCUGGAGAUACGAGACUGCUCAUGAGAAGAAUCAGAAGUACAAGGAAGGAAAAUCUGUUCUUGAAAGAUUUAAGAUAUCGGGUCCUGAUGGGAGCAACUAUUGGGUGAGUAGUCAUGGAAGGCAUAUUGGUGGAAGUGAUGCAGAUGAUGCUUGAAUCAUCUCUCUCUGAUUUGACCAUUUCCUGUAAAUUUAAAUUAUUCAACCUCCAAUUCCAAUUUGCUGUAAUAAGACUAACCAAUACUCUUUCUUAUCUUGACUUAUGAUCUCUCAGUAAAUAAAGUGAUUCUGUA
Arabidopsis lyrata subsp. lyrata is the source of this 864-nucleotide messenger RNA. RefSeq names its product protein yippee-like. Gene Ontology annotation, cellular component: ubiquitin ligase complex. The record is from RefSeq and is a predicted model, not a curated record. Lineage: Eukaryota; Viridiplantae; Streptophyta; Magnoliopsida; Brassicales; Brassicaceae. Bases 336 to 728 code for a protein of 130 amino acids. The transcript has 5 exons.